Messenger RNA from Penicillium crustosum, 1329 nucleotides. RefSeq lists its product as uncharacterized. Gene Ontology annotation, cellular component: fungal-type vacuole membrane. The record is from RefSeq and is a predicted model, not a curated record. The transcript has 3 exons. Bases 1 to 1329 code for a protein of 442 amino acids. Gene Ontology annotation, molecular function: transmembrane transporter activity. Gene Ontology annotation, biological process: transmembrane transport. NCBI's taxonomy places the organism in Eukaryota, Fungi, Ascomycota, Eurotiomycetes, Eurotiales, Aspergillaceae.
AUGUCAGUCCAGCCUGAAAAAGACGGAUUUCUCCUAGAAUCGCCCUCACUGGUGCCUAUAACUGGGCCUGAGGCAUAUGAAGCCCAGGAACGCGCACUGGAGCAACCGAUAACCCCUCCACCACCACCAAAUGGAGGAGUUGUUGCCUGGCUUCAGGUAGCAGGGGCAUUCUUUCUGUUUUUUAAUUCUUGGGGAGUGGUGAAUACCUUUGGUGUAUUCCAGAGCUACUAUGAAGAAACUCUCCUCCCUGGCCACUCGCCAUCCUCCAUUUCUUGGAUUGGCACCAUGCAAGGUUUCCUUCUCUUUUUGGUGGGAGUUAUUGUUGGCCCUAUUUUCGAUAAGGGUUAUCUCAAAAGCCUCAUUGCAAUCGGCUCAUUCCUUGUGGUGUUUGGUUUGAUGAUGACUUCCUUGUCGACGAAAUACUACCAGGUCUUUUUGGCCCACGGCGUGGUAGUGGGAAUUGGCUGCGCCUUUGUGUUUCUUCCAAGUAUUGUUAUUGUGGCCACCUACUUCACCUCACGGCGCGCGAUAGCGACGGGUAUCACUGCUUCCGGUGGUAGUAUCGGCGCCGUGAUCUACCCUAUCAUGUUUCACAAGCUGAUCGAACCUGUUGGAUUUGACUGGACAACUCGUAUUAUUGCCUUCGUUGUCCUAGCCGGGCUAUCGUUCUCGUUGGCUGUGAUGAAGAUGCGCCCUUCACCCCCUAAGGAGACUACAUCAAAGAUUGAUCUAAAGGCUGCGUUCUUCGAAACACCAUAUUUUAUUUUCAAUUGUGGGCUCUUCUUUUCCUUCGUGGGCUUGUACUUCGCGUUCUUCUACCUCCCAACCUACUUUACCUCCUUCCUCCACUCCGAUGCCGACAUUGGGUUUUACAGUAUCGCCAUUCUAAAUGCUGCCUCUGUCUUUGGGCGCAUUAUGCCCGGCUUUCUUGCAGACCGCAUUGGAUGUCUCAAUACCCUCGUUCCAAUCAGCUUAAUCGCCACGAUCUUAGCCUUUGUAUGGCUCGGUAUACGGAAUGAAGCCGGCGCAAUUGUCUUUGCCUGUCUCUACGGAUUUAGUUCAGGGGCAAUUGUAUCGAUACCGCCUACGAUUGUGGCGCGGCUGACCCCAAAUGUCAGCAUUAUUGGCACCCGACUGGGAAUGUCUUUUACCUUUGCGGGUACAGGGCUGCUUAUUGGUAACCCUAUUGCAGGGGCCUUGUUGGACUUGGAGCACGCAGUAUUCUGGAAAGCACAAAUUUUCAGUGCUAUUACGUUGGUCGUAGGAACCAUUCUUUUCAUGUGGACGCGACUACUUAAAGGUAGAAAGGAAGGGGCAUGGAAGAUAUGA